CGCGCCGCCGUCCUCAGCGCGUACGUCAUAAGCCGGCGCCGCCGUCGCUAAGGAAGAGGUAGAGAGCAGCACCGCUGCGAGGCCGAAGCCGAACAGAAAAGCCCGGAGCCGAACAACCUACCCUAUGUUCAUUCAUCCCAGCUUAAAGAAAUGAGUGUCCAGUAUAGCAUUCUCUUCAAACAAGAACAAGCUCAUGAUGAUGCCAUCUGGUCGGUUGCCUGGGGCUUGAACCAAAGAGAGAACUCUGAGAUGAUUGUCUCAGGAUCCCUGGAUGAUCUAGUCAAAGUGUGGAAGUGGAAAAAUGAGAAGCUCGAGUUACAGUGGAGUUUGGAGGGCCAUCAGUUGGGUGUGGUUUCCGUGGACAUCAGUCAGACCGGGGCCAUCGCCGCAUCCAGUUCACUUGAUGCUCACAUCCGUCUGUGGGAUUUAGAAAAUGGCAAACAGAUGAAGGCUAUCGAUGCAGGCCCUGUGGAUGCCUGGUCCUUGGCUUUCUCACCCGAUUCCCAGUUUUUGGCUACAGGAAGCCAUGUGGGGAAAGUAAACAUUUUUGGUGUGGAGAGUGGGAAAAAGGAGUACUCUUUGGAUACAAGAGGGAAAUUCAUCCUCAGCAUCGCCUACAGUCCUGAUGGGAAAUAUCUGGCCAGUGGCGCCAUAGAUGGAAUCAUUAAUAUUUUUGAUAUUGCAACUGGAAAACUUCUGCAUACGCUUGAAGGCCAUGCAAUGCCCAUCCGCUCUUUGACCUUCUCCCCAGACUCUCAGCUCCUUGUCACGGCUUCAGAUGACGGCUACAUUAAGAUUUAUGAUGUACAGCAUGCAAAUUUGGCGGGUACACUGAGUGGCCACGCAUCCUGGGUGUUAAAUGUUGCGUUCUGUCCUGAUGAUAUUCACUUCGUAUCUAGCUCAUCAGACAAAAGCGUCAAAGUUUGGGACGCUGGGACGAGAACUUGUGUCCACACCUUUUUUGACCACCAGGACCAGGUCUGGGGAGUGAAAUACAAUGCAAAUGGCUCCAAAAUUGUGUCGGUUGGAGAUGACCAAGAGAUUCAUAUCUAUGACUGUCCAACUUAAGCCCCCUCCAGACCGGCCAUUACAGUUCUCACACCGGUCCUUGGGGUUGAUGCGUUCGCCUUGACCUUUACACUCAAGACACACAGUUUGAAUCUGCUGGACCAUCCCUGGCCCAAUCUGCUGGAUGUGAAUUUGCAUUCCUCUCCCUUUGCAGAUGGGGCAUUUUUCAACGGAUCCCUUUUUCCCACCAAUUCCUAGGGAAGCAAAACAAAAAUGCAAUUUAUGAUCUUCUCAGAGUCAAUCGGAGCAAGAACUCUGAAAGCUCUGGGCAGUGGCCACAUGUUUAAGUUUUGGCUGUUCCUUAGAAAACAUGACAUAAAGACUGAAAUGGAAGACUCAAGUCAAAGAAACAUCUCUACCUAAAAUAGCUACCAAGUUGAAUCGAAUAUUUUGUUUUGGUCUGACACAUCCUGAAGACCACCUGAAAAUUAAGGAGUUUUUUGCUGUUGUUCAGUCAUUUUUCAGUCAUGUGCAACUCUUCGUGACUUUUUGUGGGGGGUAUCUUGGCAGAGAUAGUGGAAUGAUUUGCCAUUUCCUUCUCUAGCUCAUUUUUUACAUGAGGAAUUGAUACCAAUGGGAUUAAGUGACUUGCCCAGGGUCACACAGCCAAUAAGACUGAAUCCAGAGUUGAACUCCAGAAGAUGUCUUUCUAACUCCAGACCCCAAAUUCAAUCUGCUAGUUACAAAAGUUUUCUUGCUUUUUUAAAAUGUGUACUAAUAAAUGCAUAGACUUUGAAGGGGAUGCAGGUAUUCAAUUUAUACUUUGUGAGAAACUGUAUAUAAUAAUGAAAAGAGGGGUGUGUAGGUA
This is a messenger RNA of Dromiciops gliroides (monito del monte), 1876 nucleotides long. RefSeq names its product WD repeat domain 61 (gene SKIC8). Bases 151 to 1068 code for a protein of 305 amino acids. The transcript has 12 exons. Gene Ontology annotation, molecular function: protein binding. Gene Ontology annotation, cellular component: Cdc73/Paf1 complex. NCBI's taxonomy places the organism in Eukaryota, Metazoa, Chordata, Mammalia, Microbiotheria, Microbiotheriidae. The record is from RefSeq and is a predicted model, not a curated record.